Lentinula edodes (shiitake mushroom) is the source of this 2589-nucleotide messenger RNA. RefSeq lists its product as uncharacterized. NCBI's taxonomy places the organism in Eukaryota, Fungi, Basidiomycota, Agaricomycetes, Agaricales, Omphalotaceae. The coding region runs from base 1 to 2589 and encodes 862 amino acids. Gene Ontology annotation, biological process: vacuole organization; intracellular protein transport; vesicle-mediated transport. Gene Ontology annotation, molecular function: protein-macromolecule adaptor activity. The record is from RefSeq and is a predicted model, not a curated record. The transcript has 18 exons. Gene Ontology annotation, cellular component: endosome; HOPS complex.
AUGAGCGCCAGUCAAGUAUUUCGGUACAAUCAGGCUCCGAUUAUCUUCUACUACUACUGGGUAUCAAGUGUCAAGAUAUCGAGUAGUAGAACGUCUAGCUUUGACUUUGGCUUGAUGUGUGGUUCUACGGCUUCAAACGUUUCAGCUGGUAAUAAUAGAAUCCUUGUAGCCGAUAUCUAUGGCUCAAUUCACCUUUUGGACAUCGACUUCGAAUCUAUAAGCAGCUGGCUAGCUCAUGUAGGAGGAAAGGUCACACACAUGGUGGAGAAAAAAGGCAUUCUGGUUACACUUGGAGAGGAGAACACAGCACAGUCACCACUCAUAAAGAUAUGGGACAUUGGAAAGAAAGACAGACGAACAACCGCACCCCUUCUUCUGCGCUCAGUUAAAGUUCAACCUAGCAAUAGACCACGUCCAGUGUCCACGGUUGCACUCUCUGCAAAUCUUUCCGGCUUGGUCAUAGGCUUUGGCACCGGCACAUCACCCACUGAAUCUAUCAGUGAACUAGGCUUCCGUGAACCCAUUUUGCGUUCCUUGAACCAGACUGACUCCAAUCUUUACCUGUUCAUCGUGACGACCAAUCAUGUUCUUGUUCACCAAGCUACUGGACGCGGCACUGGCAGUUCUGCCGUCAUGGUGGUAGACGAAAUCGGCGCUGGACUAGGCUGUGCGGUGAUGAACGAGUCGAAUAUGAUCGUUGCACGCGACGAAGCCAUAUAUAUGUGUGCUAUUGAAGGCAGGGGAAACGCAUUCGAUUAUGAAGGCAAUAAAUCCGCUAUCCACGUACACUCCUCGUACCUUGUCAUUAUUUCCCCUCCAUUUGUAGCCUCUGCUUUUGCUGCCUCUACUACCGUCUGCAAUUUCAUUCGCGCCACUGGUGACGAUAUAUCCGAGAUUAGCAAGGUCACUGUGUUCGAUCACGCCAAUAAAUUCGUUGCGUACAGUGGAACCUUCUCACAAGGCGUUCGUGAUGUGUACAUUUUGUGCAACAACGGAGAAGUACCUAUGCUGCAAAGUCAUCUGACCCAUCUUAUCGAGAAAUCUACUUCGGCCAAACUGGAUAUGCUGUACAAAAGGUCGUUAUACGGUCUCGCCUUGAACCUUGCUAAGACAAAGAAUGUUGAUGAUAGCCAUGUCGAGGAUAUUCACCGACAGUAUGGUGACCAUCUGUAUCCUUCCAAGAAUGACUACGAUGGUGCAAUGACCCAGUACGUGAAGACACUAGGUUGGGUUCAACCUAGGUACGUGAUAAGGAAGUUCCUGGAUUCCCAACGGAUAUACAAUCUGGUAACAUACCUGCAAGAACUUCACACUCAAGGUCUUGCCAACUCAGUUCAGACCACUCUUCUGCUGAACACUUACACAAAAUUAAAGGAUAGAGAGGAAUCGAUUGCCUCAGAUGAACUGCCUUUCAAACUCGAUAAUGCGAUAUGUUUCUGUAGGCAAGCCGGUUACUUCGAGCACGCUGGCUAUCUUGCUAAGAAGUACGAGCGUCACGAAGAUUACUUGAGCAUACAAAUAGAAGACGCUGGCAAAUAUUCGGAGGCAUUGCUUUAUCUUAGGAAGUUGGUAAUGGAUGAUGCUGAAGGGAGCUUGGCCCGCUAUGGUAGAGCUGUACGGAGUAACCUUCCGCAAGAAGCUAUAGAACUGCUCAUUGAAUUAGUGCUGUGUCGAAAGAAUGUCACUGUUGCUGCCUUCGGCAGCUUGAAUAGCGAUGGUGCCUCAGGCACUCCACGAGGUAUCUCGUCUUCUCCCACUACUUUAUCGAUGAUAUUAGGUAUCGCACUGACGUCUGCGCGUCUACCUAAUUUGACACUAUCGAAACGGCCAAGUCCGCGCUUAUACUUUGCGCACUUUGUAGACCACAUGGCACAUUUGUGCCGGUUGAGCACGACGCCUGACAUCGACGAUGAGGAAGAUCGGCACAAUCAAGUAGCUGUUUGGAAUACAUUACUGGAAUUUUACCUCACCCUUCCAGGAAUAUCCUCUUCUCUCGGAUCUUCAGUGCCUCAGGAUGAGGUAGUUUUGAAGGAGAAAGCCCUCCGAGUCUUUCGCAGUGAAACAAUGCUCUACGAUACCACGCAUGCCCUUUUUUUAAUGCUUGAGCCGAGAAUAUAUCAAGGGUUUAGUCCUUCUUUGAGAGAUAUGGGAAUGUCCGAAGACGUUUUGCGGAUCUGGAUGGAACGUAACAAAGAGCGUGCCACAGAUACUACAGCAUUGCCACCGUUCGGCAUUGUAGAAGUGUUGAGUCGCAACGAGUUCGCAAGUGUUGGUCUGUUCAAGGAAUGGUUCAUCGACCGCAUAAGUCGGGAGCGGGUCGCAAAGUUCAAUCAAGUUCAGCAGCUUUUUGAUUCAGAGCAGCCGAGGGUUUUUCAUGUUACUCGUUGCUCUGCUUGUGGUGGGCAACUGGAUCUGCGCAGUAUUCAUUUUAUGUGUAACCACAUCUAUCAUCAAAGGAAUAAUGAACAUCUGGCGGAUCAUCAUGAUUUUUUUCUUUUCCAAGUACAGGAAGGAGGGUUCAAAGCUCUCGCGAAUGCUUUCAGUCGAGGACUGUUCAACCAAUCUCGAUUAGACUACGUUGUUGUCUAG